AGUUACACCCAAUGAAUGACGUCAGGUGCGUACGUGCAGUGCGCGUUCUAUGUCGUGCGGAAGAACACGCGUGUAGCUUGCUCCGAAAGGAAAAUCCUGGAGAGCGACAUAACGAUGAUGCGGAACAACAUCGUGAGUGUGUUGUGUUGCGUGUUGCUGGUGUUUGCCACGACAGGUACUGAGGCGAUACGCUGUUAUCAAUGCAGCUCUGAUAUGGAUGCAAAGGGCGAGGACCUUUGUGGGGCCUACGCGAAUUUCGACAAAGAGAGGAAUGUGCCUAUCGAGUGCAACAGCGAGGAAUCGCACAUGCCCGGUACAUUUUGCGUUAAGUACACCGAGCAGAGCCCACGUGGUUUCAUCUGGGACGGUAGAUGGCGACAGGUGAUCCGACGAUGCGCCUCCGUCGCCAGUACCGGAGUCACAGGGGUUUGUAACUGGGGCGUUCGCGAGAACGGUGUUUACUGGCAGGAAUGUUAUUGCUCCGAGGACGCAUGCAAUGCAGCAUCCGGUCCGGUAUCCUUCACCACCUUGCUUCUCAUGGCAUGCAGCGCUGUCGUUACGCUAUUUUAUUUUAAGUGAAAGACAAGUUUUCAGGGUCUCAAGUCUUUAAAAGACGAAGAUACAAAUAAGAAAAAUAUUAACGAUUAAAAAGAAAUCGUUUAUGAAGUCAUAAGAAGAGAGAAGUUUAAAUUAUAUAAUUAAAAUGAGCCGGGAAAUGAUAGCGGAGAUAUAUUCUCGAAGGAUUUUAGAAUUGGUUUCUUCUUAACAAAAUUUUGAUUAUAGAAGCCAUUAUUACAAUAUUUUUCGUUUUUCUCUUCAUUAAAUUUCUCUUUAAAGACCACUUUCAAAUAAUUAAAAAAGGAAAAAAAUUGUAUAUAUUUUAAAAAAUCAUGAGUUUUUUACUUUUUAAAAUUUUCAAUAUUUAAUACGCAAUUUUUGAUAUAGAUAAUAAUCAAAUUUUAUCGUUAGAUAAAAAUCGACUCUGGAAUUACCAAAAAACAUAUUGUUAUAUUUUCGGUCUCAGUUUGAUAAAAGAGAGUCAACUUGUAGAUACUUUAAAUAAUAUAUCCGUCCAUAUGCGAUAUAUUAAUAGAUCUCGCAUUCUCGUUCAUGUAUAUAGUUUAAGUGAUACAUCCGUCCAUAUUUGGCAUUGUUAAGAAAUGCCAUGAGAUGUGAUUCAUUUAUAAUGUAAUUAAAUUAAGAUGACUAAUUAAUUAUAUUUGACUAUAGAUGACUAAAUGGAAGUUAAUUCAGCGAAAAUAAUAGAUCUAUUUAUUAUUGCAUUCCGAAAGAAAAUUUUAUGUAAAAUUAGUACAAAAGAGUAAUAAGAACAAUAAUCAGCAUAAGAUAAACUGUUAAUUUUUUUAUUUCAUCGUUUUAAUGCAAUAAUAUAUCUAUUCUCGCCGAAAAUUGAAGUACGCAAAAGUGCUUUUUUAUGAAAAAGUAGUGUUCAAUUGUUUUUAAUCUAUUUAGAAUAAUACGUCGAUUAAAAUGUUGAAUUUAGAGUAACGACGAGUUAAAUCGUAUGUAUUUUACAAUGUAUUUUACACACAUGAUCAUUAUAGAACACUAUCUUUGUUAAGUAUUACAUUAUUAAAUAGUUCACGAUUUUGUUAAUUACGAUCUUAAAACAGAUCAUUACAAUUUUUUACUGUAGUUUAAUUAAUUUAUUAGAGAAACCCGCAUCAUAAAUUAAGAAUCUCAUAUAAUUAUUUUAUGAUACUUAGCACGUUGUUACCUUAAAUCCUUCGAAUUAUAUCUAUAUUUGUCAUACAAUCUUUGAAAUUUUGAAAUUUUAUAUUUUUCUAUGUAAAAACGCGUAUAUUGUGUAACUAAAACAAAAUAGAUUUAUUAUAUAAUUCAAUUUUAUACUUCUUUAUUAUUAUAUAUUAAUAAAAAAUGUACGUAAAUGUAACACGUAAACAUGCAUUUUAAUUAAAUAAAACUUUUAUUAC
Molecule: messenger RNA, 1955 nt
Organism: Formica exsecta
Lineage: Eukaryota; Metazoa; Arthropoda; Insecta; Hymenoptera; Formicidae
Exons: 3
Coding region: 16-579 (187 amino acids)
Biological process (GO): positive regulation of voltage-gated potassium channel activity; sleep; regulation of synaptic transmission, cholinergic
Source: RefSeq, a predicted model, not a curated record